GGGCGGCUCUUCCGGCGCGGCGGGGCGGGGCGGGGGCGCUCGGUACGCGCGGGGCGGCGGGGCCGCCAUGGCGGAAGACGAGAGCGACCAGGAGUCGGAGCGGCUCAGCGAGGAGCUGGAGGCGCUGGCCGCGCCGGGGCUCCCGGCCGGGCUGCCCGCUCUGCUCCGCAGCCAGUACUACUGCCGCCGCUUCUGCCAGGUUGUUGAAGACUAUGCUGGGAGGUGCCAGGUGCCUCUGCCUCAGCUGCAGGUGCUGCAGACGGCGCUGUGCUGCUUCACGUCCGCCUGCGUGUCCUUCCCGGCCGAGUGUGAGCACGUGCAGUAUGUACUGAGUAGCCUUGCUUUGAGUUUUUUUGAAUUGCUGCUGUUCUUUGGAAAGGAUGAGUUCUAUGAAGAUCCUUUGAAAGAUAUUUUAGGUUCAAUCCAGGAAUGUCAGAACCUUCUAAACAAAUACAGGAAUCUGAACCUGGAACUAGUGACUCGAAUAAUUCGGGAUGGUGGACCAUGGGAGGAUCCAGUAUUACAAGCAAUUCUUAAAGCAAAGCCUGUGUCACAGGAAUUAGUUAACAAAUAUUUAAGCUCUGAAAAUCCACUGUUCUUUGAACUCCGUGCCAGAUACCUUAUUGCCUGUGAACGCAUCCCUGAGGCAAUGGCUCUUAUCAAAUCUUGCAUAAAUCAUCCAGAUAUCAGUAAAGAUCUGUAUUUCCAUCAAGCUCUUUUCACCUGUCUUUAUAUGUCACCAUUAGAAGAUCAGCUAUUCCAGGAGCACUUGUUGAGGACUGAUUGCAAGAGUGGAAUUGAGAUCAUCUGCAACACUGAAAAAGAAGGGAAGACUACCUUAGCCUUACAGCUUUGUGAAUCCUUCCUAGUCCCACAGCUCCAAAAUGGGGACAUGUAUUGUAUAUGGGACCUGAUCUUCAUUUGGAGUAAACUGCAGCUGAAAUCUAACCCAUCCAAACAAGUAUUUGUGGACCAGUGCUACCAGCUUCUAAGAAUUGCUACAAAUGUCAGAGUAAUUUUCCCUUUCAUGAAAGUCAUUAAGGAUGAAGUAAGUUGUGUUUGUUUUUACCUCAUCCACCAUUCUUUCUGUGACCAGUUAAAGUAAAGAGAAGUGAUGUUUAUAUUGUGUAAUGACCAUUUUUGGUGGAAAGUUAAAAAAGAGGGGUUAGGGAAGGACAUAAUAUGAUCUUUAAAAUUUUGUCAGUUUCCAGGAUGGGCUUCAAUAUUAUGAUUGCUUGUGUGGUUUUAAGAUUUUUUUUUACUGAAUUCUGAGUUUUUCUGUUUCUGCAGCAAUAUUUACUCUGAGGAGUAAGUCCAUGGAAUAAAUGUGAAUGAUUGGGGUUGGGUUUUUUUUUUUCAGCCUGACCUCUUAAGGAAAUAGGAUCUGUGUAAUUGUAUGUACCCUUCAUUCUUGUUAAAUUCUGAAUCCUUUUACCAAUUCUAAUCAUAACUGGAAAAGAGUCUUAGUACAACAUAAAGGAAAAGGAAGAAUAAUACAGGAAAAGACAUAAUUUUGGCUGAUGAGGUAGAUGCUUAUUCUGAACAAGA
Molecule: messenger RNA, 1548 nt
Organism: Passer montanus (Eurasian tree sparrow)
Lineage: Eukaryota; Metazoa; Chordata; Aves; Passeriformes; Passeridae
Gene: ZNF654
Product: zinc finger protein 654
Exons: 7
Coding region: 68-1105 (345 amino acids)
Biological process (GO): regulation of transcription by RNA polymerase II
Cellular component (GO): nucleus
Molecular function (GO): DNA-binding transcription factor activity, RNA polymerase II-specific; DNA binding
Source: RefSeq, a predicted model, not a curated record